Nycticebus coucang (slow loris) is the source of this 3245-nucleotide messenger RNA. RefSeq names its product transcription factor AP-4 (gene TFAP4). Gene Ontology annotation, molecular function: RNA polymerase II cis-regulatory region sequence-specific DNA binding; protein dimerization activity; DNA-binding transcription factor activity, RNA polymerase II-specific. The record is from RefSeq and is a predicted model, not a curated record. Lineage: Eukaryota; Metazoa; Chordata; Mammalia; Primates; Lorisidae. Gene Ontology annotation, cellular component: nucleus. The coding region runs from base 1396 to 2412 and encodes 338 amino acids. The transcript is spliced from 7 exons. Gene Ontology annotation, biological process: regulation of transcription by RNA polymerase II.
AUCUGGAGGGGCAUUUUAGGCGGAACCUGGAAGGCGGACGGGAUUGGGAAAGGCGGUGGGCAGGGUCGAGGACAUUCCAAGGCAGGCGUGGGCUUCCUGAGCGAGGGGACUGCCUGCGGCCGGAAGGUGGGGCGUGGGGAAGGAGGACCGAAGUUCCAGCCACAGCGUCCACCUCGCCACCCUAGGUCGUAACCCCCUCGUAGAGAGCGCGCCCUGGCGGAAGAGCAAGUCCCGCCCUCGCUUUGUAGUGAAUGAGAAGCUGCAGCCUUCAGCCGACGGAGGGGAAAGGGGGCGGGCGGGUUGAAUCUGGCAGCAAACACCAGACUUCCCGGCCGCGCUGGCAGCCUGAUCCUGGGGGCCGCUGCCGUUCUGGCCCGCCUCCACCCUUCGCUCCACCCCCACCGCCCCGCGCCGCCCUACUUCCCAGGGUAACUUCGGCAUCCGAGGCGCCCUUUGCGGUCCUUUUCCUGGCUCCGGGAUUCCCAGGCUCCGGAGCCCUUGCUCGGCAGCCAACGGCGGGCAGCUAAGCAGGGACGGUGGGAGGGAGGAGGCCGGCCGGCCUCGGAAGUCAGCCCCAAGUUACGUGUGGGAAGCGGUGGCUGUGACGCAAGUUUCCAGGGGGCCCUGGGCUCGGGUCGGAGGGAGCGCACCAGCGGCUCUACUGUGUGCAGUUACAAUGGUGAAAAAGCAAAAGCUCCAAGCGUGCACCCCAGGUCGUCUUCCCAGCCUCGCCCCUUUCUUCCUCAGGGUCGCGAACGCACAGACUCUGCACCCGGUAGUCCCCUUUAGACCUGGGCUGCACAGGCUGAGCUCCCCGUGCUGUAGCUGGCCUUUUUUUUUUUUUUUUGCAACGCUUGCCAACCUGUCAGCUGAUGGACCUCAUCACCCAUAGUGGCGCAUGUAGCUCAACCGUAGCUUGCUCCAUUCACGCCGCGCUCCCGCAACCGUCCGCGGCCCCAGACCCCCAGCGCUCGGGAAGAAGCCUGCAGACCCCAGCUGCAGCCAGACCCCAGGAGCCCACGCCCCUCUCGCCCAGUCCUCGCGCCGCCCGGGGGGCGCUGCAAAUAGUCCUUUGUUUACAUGCAAUUCCUUACUCCGCGGAAGGAGGCCGGGGGAGUGCUCAGUUUUCACCAGCUGUUUCCCGCCUUGAAACAGACAUCUGAUCAGCUGCAAACACACACACAUACACACGCCCGGGGAGGCAGGCCGGAGAGACCUCCCUCCCGCCCCUCCCGCCCGCCUCCCUCCCCUCGCCGCCGCUGCCGCCGCCGCCAGCAUCUGGGACCGGCCGAUUCUGCACCUCCGUCCGGCGCUGUCCUUUGAUUCGGAUUUCCAUCUUGCAUUCUCCGGCGGAUCGCGGGACCCGGCUCGUGCAGAAGAGGGGGGCCGAUCGCUAUGGAGUAUUUCAUGGUGCCCACUCAGAAGGUGCCCUCUUUGCAACAUUUCAGGAAAACAGAGAAAGAAGUGAUAGGAGGGCUCUGUAGCCUUGCCAACAUUCCAUUGACCCCUGAGACUCAGCGGGACCAGGAGCGGCGUAUUCGGCGAGAGAUUGCGAACAGCAACGAGCGAAGGCGUAUGCAAAGCAUCAACGCAGGCUUCCAGUCCCUCAAGACCCUCAUCCCUCACACAGAUGGAGAGAAGCUCAGCAAGGCAGCUAUUCUCCAGCAGACAGCGGAGUAUAUCUUCUCCCUGGAGCAGGAGAAGACUCGGCUGCUGCAGCAGAACACACAGCUCAAACGCUUCAUCCAGGAGCUGAGCGGUUCAUCCCCUAAGCGACGGCGGGCAGAGGAUAAGGAUGAAGGGAUUGGCUCACCGGAUAUCUGGGAGGACGAGAAGGCGGAGGACCUGCGGCGGGAGAUGAUUGAGCUGCGGCAGCAGCUGGACAAGGAGCGCUCAGUACGGAUGAUGCUGGAGGAGCAGGUUCGCUCUCUCGAGGCCCACAUGUACCCAGAAAAGCUCAAGGUGAUUGCACAGCAGGUGCAGCUACAGCAGCAGCAGGAACAAGUGCGGCUGCUGCAUCAAGAGAAGCUAGAGCGGGAACAGCAGCACCUGCGGACCCAGCUCCUGCCCCCUCCGGCCCCCACCCACCACCCCACAGUGAUUGUGCCAGCACCACCUCCCCCUCCCUCCCACCACAUCAACGUUGUCACCAUGGGCCCCUCCUCGGUCAUCAACUCUGUUUCCACAUCCCGGCAGAAUCUGGACACCAUAGUGCAGGCAAUCCAGCACAUUGAGGGCACCCAGGAGAAGCAAGAGCUGGAGGAGGAGCGGCGGCGAGCCGUCAUUGUGAAGUCCAUCCGCACCUGCCCAGAGGCCCACACUUCCGACACUGCCUCUGACUCUGAGGCCUCAGACAGUGAUGCCAUGGACCAGAGCCGGGAGGAGCCAUCAGGGGACGGGGAGCUUCCCUGACCACCCCCCAGCCCUCCUCUACCUUUUAGGGGCUGGAGGGGGCCUGGGCAGCAACAAGAAGAGAUGUGGGUGAAUGAAUGAGAAAUUUUUACAAAAUUACAAUGUCAUUUGGGUCUCUUUUAUGACCUCUUUUUCAAUACUGUAAAUUGACCUUUGAACGAAGCCACCCAACCCAAGGUCCCGGGGCUAGGGUGGCCCAGAGCUUGUGGGAGAAUCGGGACCCCAGGGCUGUGCCUCAGCCCAAGGGGCUGGGGAAGCUGACACUGAGGUGCCUGGCCUCUCUCCGCCAAAAAGCAUUUUUUUUCUUUAUGUUUCUAAGAACAGGGAGAAUCAAACAAAACCCCAAGGAAUUUCUUUCCUCCUCAGAGCCAGCCCUACGACUGUCAGUCUUAAUCCCCUUCCCUCUUUUUGGUUCUCUUCUUUCUCCUUUAAGCACUUACGUGGGUUGAGGGUCAGGCUGAGCCGGGGCUUUCUGGGGUCCGGGGGUCCACGUUGCUUCUCGGUUGGGGUAUGCUGCUGCCCUUCUCCUCUCUUCCCCAUCUCGGCACUAGGAUUUGCCACUCUCCACUCUCACCCUACCCCCACCGCUCCCUUCCCCAUCUUCCACCCCCAAAAUGUCAGAGUCUUUCUCUUUGUUUUGUUUGUUGUUGGGUUUUGUUUGUUUUAUUUUUGGUUUCUGUUUUGUUUUCUUUUUCUUUCUUUUUUUUUUACAAUUUUGAGGUCUUUGUGUUUAAGGAGAAGCUAUUAUAUUUUGUUAAGAAAGUGGGGGGAAAAAACCAAGAGGCCACUGUGCCUUUGUAAAGAAACAAAUAAAGUUUGUACUUUGUUUUUUA